GGCUUUGAUGAUGAUGAAACAUCACUGUCGACAGCAACGACUCCUUCGCUGCCCAUAGACUUGGAACCAAAAUUUGAGACAUGCUUUUGCUGUGCGACGCAUGCCGUUGCGCCACCUGAUGUGGCCAUGGAUGAUCCAAAGUUCUGCUUUGCAAUGCCCGUGCACAUUACCCAGGCAUCACCGGAGCGCAAUCGGCAAAGUGCAAGACGUGCUCAGGAUCCAAUUUCACCUCGCAUCCAGAAGCAGAUUAGUUUGUUUGAAGGUGCUGGCAUCAGCGUGGAAGCCAGCGUACUGCAUGCCUCGAUCAACUUGCCGGCGGCAGCACAGCAAUUACGUCAGGAUGCGCGUUUACGUAAAUUUGAAAAUUUAACGCAGUCCACUUCCAAUUCCAAUUUCCCUUUUGAGAGCAACACACUUAAACGUGUUCCGUUGGUCAGAACUAAAGAUGAUUAUGCGAAUGUUUCGCAUACACAAAGCUGUAUCAACUUGAAGAGUAGUGGUGGAGCCGGCUCCGAGUCUGCUUCCCUCAGUUGUGGCUCGCCGAAACAUAAGCCCGAUGCUACACUAUUAAUAGAACGACAGGAAAUACCAAUUGGCGGGUGUCAAAAAGCUGGCCCGGCAAAUUAUAAUCCCUUGCCCAAUGCACUGUCCGUUUGCUGUUCUCUGGACUUGGAUGCUGGAUGCAGAACAUCGACUCCAAAUACUUCGGGGACUAUGGCGGCACCACAUCCAGGCGCCUUAAUUGUUAAAGAGCGCUUUAUUGAGCCCCCCAAGAGGGGAGUUGUGCAUGGCUAUCACGGCAAAACGCAGUCCAUGGACGCCGACUUUCUGUUUAACGAGUUUUUAUUGCUGCCUGCAGCUGUAUCGCCAAUAGAUAUGACACAGGAGGCGAACCUAGAGACGUCGGAGUGA
Molecule: messenger RNA, 912 nt
Organism: Drosophila navojoa
Lineage: Eukaryota; Metazoa; Arthropoda; Insecta; Diptera; Drosophilidae
Product: inositol hexakisphosphate and diphosphoinositol-pentakisphosphate kinase
Biological process (GO): inositol phosphate biosynthetic process; inositol metabolic process
Cellular component (GO): cytosol
Molecular function (GO): inositol hexakisphosphate kinase activity; 5-diphosphoinositol pentakisphosphate 1-kinase activity
Source: RefSeq, a predicted model, not a curated record